Messenger RNA from Chelmon rostratus (copperband butterflyfish), 1629 nucleotides. RefSeq names its product potassium channel tetramerization domain containing 6a (gene kctd6a). The transcript is spliced from 6 exons. Gene Ontology annotation, molecular function: protein binding. Gene Ontology annotation, biological process: protein homooligomerization. NCBI's taxonomy places the organism in Eukaryota, Metazoa, Chordata, Actinopteri, Chaetodontiformes, Chaetodontidae. The coding region runs from base 205 to 924 and encodes 239 amino acids. The record is from RefSeq and is a predicted model, not a curated record.
CCUCACAGUCGCUGUCUGACCUGACAGUGGAAUAACGGAUGGAUGUACAUGGACAGCGUAGCUAGCUUUUACCUCCAGGUGUGUGUCCUGUGAAAGCAGCAGUCGACAGUGAUGGGGCGACUGUAGGUAUUGGUGGAAACACAGAAAUGAUCUCCUCAACAGUCUGACCUGACAGGAAACAACACAGACAGCCCAGGGCUGCAGAUGGAGAAUGGAGACCUGGGUCACAUGAUGGGGGAGCCAGUGACUCUGAAUGUGGGCGGCUGUGUGUACAGCACGUCUCUGUCCACGCUGCAGCGCUACCCAGACUCCAUGCUGGGAGCUAUGUUCAGUGGAGACCUCCCCACUGUCAGGGAUGCACAAGGAAACUACUUCAUCGACCGCGACGGCCCACUGUUUCGCUACAUCCUCAACUUCCUGCGAACGUCAGAGCUGACACUGCCGUACGACUUCAAGGAGACUGAGCUGCUCAGGAAGGAGGCUGACUUUUAUCAGAUCGAGCCCCUGAUCCAGUGCCUGGGAGACCCCAAACCCCUGCUGCCCUACUCCACAGACACCUAUGAGGAGGUGGUGGAGCUGUCCAGCACUAGGAAGCUGUCCAAAUACUCCAACCCUGUUGCAGUCAUCAUCACCCAGCUCACGAUCACCACUAAGGUCCAUGCAAUGCUGGAAUCCAUUUCGAGCAGCUUCACAAAGUGGAACAAACACAUGAUGGACACCAGAGACUACCAGGUGUCCUUCACCUUUGGACCAUGUGACCACCAACAGGAAGUCAGCCUGCGCGUCCACCUGCUCGACUUCAUCUCUAAAGCUGGUUUCACAAUACGCAACACGCGUGUUCACCACAUGAGCGAACGGGCCAAUGAGAACACAGUGGAACAUCACUGGACGUUCUGCCGGCGAACUCGCAAAAUCGACGACUGACAGACAAACUGAUGGGAGGACGGACGGACAGACAGAAGAUGCGUUCAAUGUGUCUGCAGACAGACAGAGGCUUGGUGGUGGUUUUGUUCUUAGUGUUAAUGUUCUGUAUGAUGUGUUGUUUCUGAAUCAUUCCCUCAGUCUCCUCGGAGCUGAAGCAGAAGGUGAAGUUAAUGGACGGCUAGUAUAUUAGCUACAAGUGAUAUAUUCUCAUACAUUACCUUUAUAUACUAUGUGGCCAAAAGUAUAUGGACAGCCCUCCAACCUUAAUGCUACAGCACACAAUAAUAGUCAAUAGUGAGCUUCCAACUUUGUGUCAACAGUUUGCCUUUGGCCUUUUCCUGUUUCAACAUGACAAUACCCCCAUGCUCAAAGCCAGAAAUAAAUGGUUUUCCGAGCUUGGUGUGGAAGAACUUGGACUGGCCUGCACAGAGCUCUGACCUCAAAUCCAUCCACCACCUUUGGGAUGAACUGGAACGCUGACUGUGAGCCAGACCUGCUCACCCAACAAUAGUGCUGGACCUCACUGAUGCUGUUGUGGCUGAAUAGGAGCAAAUCCCUGCAGCCAGAUUCAACAUCUGGUGGAAAGACUGAAACCAGAGGAAUGGAGGCUGCUGCAGCAGCACAUGAAUGAACAAGAUUUUGGAAUCACAUGAUCAACAUGCAUCACAUCCGAAGGCUUUUGGCCACAAAUCUGUUGUACAUCAG